Messenger RNA from Sorex fumeus (smoky shrew), 1154 nucleotides. RefSeq names its product P2Y receptor family member 8 (gene P2RY8). Lineage: Eukaryota; Metazoa; Chordata; Mammalia; Eulipotyphla; Soricidae. The record is from RefSeq and is a predicted model, not a curated record. Gene Ontology annotation, biological process: phospholipase C-activating G protein-coupled receptor signaling pathway; positive regulation of Rho protein signal transduction. Gene Ontology annotation, molecular function: G protein-coupled receptor activity. Gene Ontology annotation, cellular component: membrane.
GUGCCGCCGUCCAUCCAUCCAUCCGCCCGCCCGCCCUCUCGGGAUGGAUCCCAACGCCUCGGGCCCCCGACAACGCCACGCUGCAGAUGCUGCAGAACCCGGCCAUCGGCGUGGCGCUGCCCGUGGUCUACUCGCUGGUGGCCGGCGUGAGCCUGCCGGGGAACCUCUUCGCCCUGUGGGUGCUGUGCCGGGACAUCGGGCCGUCCUCGCCGUCGGUCAUCUUCAUGAUCAACCUGAGCCUGACGGACCUGAUGCUGGCCAGCGUGCUGCCCUUCCAGAUCUACUACCACUGCAACGGCCACCACUGGGUGUUCGGGCCGGCCCUGUGCAACGUGGUCACCGUGGCCUUCUACGCCAACAUGUACUCCUCCAUCCUCACCAUGACCUGCAUCAGCGUCGACCGCUUCCUGGGCGUCGUCCACCCCCUGGCCUCGGCCCCCUGGCGCCGCCGCCGCUACGCCUGCCUGGCCUGCCUGCUCUGCUGGCUGCUCCUGCUGGCCGCCCUCUCCCCGCUGGCCCGGGCCGACCUGACCUACGCCGUGCGGGCCCUGGGCAUCGUCACGUGCUUCGACGUCCUCCCCUGGGGCAUGCUGCCCGGGCUGGCCGGCUGGGCCGCCUUCCUCUUCACGCUGUUCGUGCUGCUGUUCCUGGUGCCCUUCGUGGUCACCGUGGCCUGCUACGUGGCCACCAUCCGGCGGCUGCUGCGGGCGCCCGCCGGGGCCGGGCCGGGCCAGCGGAGACGGGCCGUGGGCCUGGCCGUCGUGGUGCUGCUGGCCUUCGUCACCUGCUUCGCGCCCAGCAACCUGGUCCUGCUGGUGCACAUGGUCAGCCGCCUCUUCUUCCACCGCAGCUACUACCACGUCUACAAGCUCACGCUCUGCCUCAGUUGCCUGAACAACUGCCUGGACCCCUUCGUCUACUACUUCGCCUCCCGGGAGUUCCAGCGCCGGCUGCGUGGCUACCUGGGCUACGGCCGCCUCCGGCUGGACAGCGCCGAGAACACCCGCACGGCCGACCCCGCGGCCACGGCGGCCACACGCACCCUCUCAGCCCGCGAGGAGGAGGAGGACGACGGGCGGAGCUCCCGGGAGACCGCGGCGGCCACGGCGGCAGGAAGGAGGCCCAACUGGCAGAGGCAGGAAAGCGUCUUCUGA